AAGGUAUCUCUGAAAAAGUUGGUCAAAUUUUACAAUAUGUUGCUACGUUCCUUGGUGGUUUUGUUAUAGGGUUUAUAAAAGGUUGGAAAUUAACUCUUGUUCUUUGUUGCGUGUUUCCUCUAAUGGCUGCGGCUGGUGGUUUUAUGGCAAAAACUCUUAGUCAAGACACUGUUGAAGGACAAGACGCGUAUGCAGCUGCUGGAAGUGUGGCAGAACAAGUACUAUCCGGUAUAAGAACUGUAGUAGCAUUUGGUGGUCAAAAACUUGAAAUUGAACGUUAUACUACGCAAUUAGAACGCGCGUAUAUUGUGGGAAGGAAAAAAUCAAUCAUUAGUGGUUUAG
Messenger RNA from Racocetra persica, 342 nucleotides. NCBI's taxonomy places the organism in Eukaryota, Fungi, Glomeromycota, Glomeromycetes, Diversisporales, Gigasporaceae. The record is from the annotation of a GenBank genome assembly.